UAUUUUAAAUAUUCAGUCCUAUACUUUAGAGCAUACAAUACUUUGACACGUUUGGAGAGUAAAACAUGUGCUUUAUGCCAAUAUUGAACAAAAUUAGUAGGAAUUGAUUGAAGUAAUUGUUAAUUUAGAGAAAAAAUUUCAAAACAAGGUAAACUGUUAAAUUUAUUUGUUGAAGUGAACGAAAAAAAUCCAUCAAGAUGUCGGUGGUUUCGGCGAGGUCGACUAUGACAACUGUGUCGUCGAUUCUCAAGAGUGGGAACUUGAGAGGUAAUCUUCAAGCGAGCAACAAGAACCGGGUGACUUUUGAGUUGCCGAAAAAUUUGAGCCAAAUUUUGAUAAACUAUGAGCAAGGGACGGAAAGGAAGAACUACCAGGCGUUGGUUUUGACUUUAAAGGAGGCGAAUAUCAAGGACAUCGAAUUUCUUGCACUGCUCCAAGAGGUCAAGACUUGCAUUUCCCAGCUAAAUAAUGAUCACGCGGAGUUGGUGGACAGUCUGCUGCAAGUCAGCUGGAUUAAGCGCAACAAAGAAGCUACAGAUGCCUACAAGGCUUUUUUGGAAGACUUGGUGUGUGUUCAUACUUAUCACUGUAUGCGCGUCAUUCAAAGGUUAAUUUCUUUCUUGACAAUUGAGGAAGUUGGUCAGAAAUGGGAGGACAACAAACCUUGUGAGCAAGAUAUUGUUGUGAUGAAUCACAUCCAUAAUGUUUUUUCAAAAUUUUUGAAAAUUAUUCCAAUGUCAAACGAUUUGUUAUUGAAGUCAUUGAAAGAUAAAUAUCCUUGGCGCAAAAAAUCAUCGUAUUUGCAUCAAAGAUACUUGUACUUUUUGCUACAAAUUACUGAAUACGCACCACAACUGAGAACAGAUAUUCUUUUGACAAUAGUGGAAAAAUUGACCAGCCUAGACGUGCACAUUUCUCGAGAAGUAAUCCUAGAUUACCGUAGAGAAUUAGAAGACGACGAAGAAGAAGAAAUAUUUCAAAUGGACUCAGAAAAUAACACCGAGAUUAAAGAUCACCCUCUGGCCCAUACUCUGGACAUAUGUAUGGACAUGUUCAUGACAUAUAUUUAUGACUGCUGUCACCCCGACGGCAAGAUGAACCAAGACAACGUUAAAAAAAUGUAUUUUGAGCUUUUACAGUGCUUUGAAAAAAUUAUCCUUCCCACUGAAUGGCCCAGCCAGAUCCAGUUUGUCAUGUUUUACUUCUGCAGCUUCAAUACCGGGAUCGCGAAAGCUUUUCUCAGCUGGCUUUGGCAGAAAGUUGUUAAUGAGAACGGCCAGACUCACACUAACAUUCGUCAGGUUUCUAUUUGUUAUAUUGAAAGUUUACUAGCUCGAGGAAAUUUUAUUACUUUUAGUUUGCUCACGGAUUAUAUUAAAAAAAUGUCAGUUUGGAUAAAUGAAUACAUUAAAUCGCACAAUAAGCCUGAACAUGCCUACUGUGAUGUUAGUGCACACGCAGUUUUUUACUCGAUGUGUAAAGCUGUUUUUUAUGUAGUAGCUUUUAAAAGUCGAGAUCUUACUUCUACGCCAGAAAAUCUGAAAUUCCUCGAAAAUCUUGGCCUAGGAAACAUGGUAACCUGUAACUUGAACCCUCUCCGCGCCUGCGAUGCAAGGUUUGUCCAGCGGUUUGCAGACGUAAUGCGAGACUACGAAAUAGUCUACUGCCACUCUAAAAUAAACGACAAUUUGCGGAAUAACUUGCCGGUGAUACAGACUACGAAAAAAUUCGUAAAACAACUGGAGGUAUUUUACCCGUUCGACGCUUACGUAUUACUCCAGAGCUCGGAGAAGAUAAAGCCGAUUUACCAGGAGUACCAAGCUGCAAAUCCUGCGUUAAGGUCUAAAGAAAUUUUAAACACCGAGAACAGCAAUAUGGAGAAUGACGAGGACGACUAUAUGGAUGACUUCGGGACGCCGCACCCUGAAGACUCAGUUAUUAACCCCUUAAUGGAGCAAUGCUCUUCACCUCCUAAUUUUAUGGAGACUUGAAAAUUCAUAAAUUUAUAUACCUAGGUGAAUUAAUUUUAAUUUAUUAAGUCAUUAAAGCUACGUGCAAUUAAAUAUGUCUUUAAUGGCUUGACGUGUAUUUUAUAAUUAUCAGCGUUUAUUACAAAAUUAAGUUUAUUUAAAUAAAAUUAAUUGUACAAAAGA
This is a messenger RNA of Cotesia glomerata, 2153 nucleotides long. It is a transcript of the gene Tif-IA, whose product is annotated as RNA polymerase I-specific transcription initiation factor RRN3. Gene Ontology annotation, biological process: transcription initiation at RNA polymerase I promoter. The coding region runs from base 198 to 1991 and encodes 597 amino acids. NCBI's taxonomy places the organism in Eukaryota, Metazoa, Arthropoda, Insecta, Hymenoptera, Braconidae. Gene Ontology annotation, cellular component: nucleus. The record is from RefSeq and is a predicted model, not a curated record. Gene Ontology annotation, molecular function: RNA polymerase I core binding; RNA polymerase I general transcription initiation factor activity. The transcript is spliced from 7 exons.